AUGAACAAGAAGACAGUCGCAAGACCUAAAGGAGCAACCAAGCAUUGUUGCUGGGGUACUUGUAAUGCUGACAGUCGAUACCCCGAGAGGCUUUCAGAUGGAACAACAUUUAUACGAUUUCCAAAGCCUGGUCGUAUCAAACCUAACAUGUCUGAAUGGGAAAAGCAGCGAGAAAACGAGAGGACAGAGAAGGCAAAGCGAUGGCAACAUUCAUGCGGGAGGAAAGAUUUUUAUUCAUUAGACCAGAUUAAAAAGGACACUUACAUCUGCACACAACAUUUCAUUGGAAGGAAAGGUCCUACUGCUGAAAAUCCAGACCCGAUAACCGCGACACUGACUGAGUCGCAGGUUGAUUCGUUGGUUGCAAGGUCUUUAAAACGGCAGAAUUCUAAAAGUCGAAAAAGGAAUGCGAUACCUGAACUUGAGAUGGCAGCAGCCAAAAGAAAAAUUAACUGCGAAUCUGUAGAAGAAUCUGUAGUCUUGCUAGACGAAAACCCCCGGGAUUCAGGAAGUCGACACGAUUCAGACAUAGAGGCAGAGAAGGAGGGCAGUAGCCCAAGCCACUGUGAUAAAGAAACACAGACUGUUUACAGCAAAUACGAACUAGGUGCAAAAGUUGAAAAUAUGGUGCUACGAAAUGAAAUGAAAAUAUUUGGAAGUUCUUCCAUGAAUACUGAUGUACAAACAUGCCCACAACUGAUGGAAUGCGAAGCUAUUCUUAAAGAUGAUGCAAAGUGCAAGUAUUUUACUGGACUAUUUUCAGCUCAGUUUGAAGCUCUUUACAAUUUUCUAGGGCCUGCAAAAUUCGAAUUAAACUAUUUGUGUGAUCAGAAGGAGAAGAAUGGCAAAGGUAGAAGAGUGCCAAUGCAAAUUUCAACAAAAGAGCAAAUGUUUAUAACAUUGUUACGUUUGAGAAGGGGGUUCAACAUACAAACAAUUUCAUAUCUGUAUGACAUAUCAUGCACUGUGGUCAGAAGAAUAUUCACAACAUGGAUCCAAUUUAUAUUUCACUUCUUCAAGGACUACAAGUUUCUCAUGAUGCCCCCACGUCAAGAACUGCAACAAUUCCUUCCAAAAAUGUUCAAGCAAUUUAGAAAUGUCAGAUGCUCAGUAGAUUGUACUGAAUUCUUUUGUGAAAUGCCUAGCAAUUAUUCACAGCAAGGAAACAUGUAUUCCUCUUACAAAAAUCACAAUACAAUGAAGUGUUUGAUUGCUGUAACUCCAAAUGGUGCAGCUUGCUUUAUAUCUGACCUGUUUGAGGGCAGUAUCGAUGAUGUGACGCUUUUUGAAAGGUGUGGAAUUCUUGAGCAUAUAAACCCAGGGGAUGCACUGCUUGUUGACAAAGGCUUCACCAUUCAGGACAUUUUGUUAAAGAAACAGGCAACAAUUUUUAUACCACCAUUUUUGGGGAAAAGAAGUGCAUUUACCAAAGAAGAAGAACUUUUGACCAAACGUAUAGCCCAGGCAAGAAUACAUGUUGAGAGAUUUAAUGAGCGCCUGAAGAAAUUUAGACUGAUCAGCAAUGUCAUACCAUUAAACCUUGCAAGCCUUGCCUCACAGUUAGUCUAUGUGGCAUGUUGCCUAGUUAACUUUCAACCAUGUCUUUCUAAAUAA
Molecule: messenger RNA, 1614 nt
Organism: Rhopilema esculentum
Lineage: Eukaryota; Metazoa; Cnidaria; Scyphozoa; Rhizostomeae; Rhizostomatidae
Source: RefSeq, a predicted model, not a curated record